GGCAAUUUCAAUUUACAAGUGAAAAAUUGGCGUCUGAUCGAUCUAUCGGCAUUCUCGGCUCUCGCAACCAAGUUCGGCCUGUUCGACUCCAAAGAACACAGUAGCCACGGGACAGAGUAGCUUCACUUGAACAAAAGCUUCCCCGUAAAACCUAACCCUAUUCACAAUUUCACUUCUCCAUUAGGGUUUCUUCUCCUCAUACUUAAUAUGGACGGUGACGACGAGACCUCGGGUCCGAUGAUCGACGAAAUCUACGCCAACGGUAGCGACGAUAGUAACCGCAACCGACGCCCUAUUACCAGUGGCGACCAGCUCGACAUUGAAGCAUAUGCGAGCCUCUACACCGGUCGCACCAAGAUUGUGCGGCUCCUCUUCAUAGCCGAUCACUGCGAAAAGAACUCUACUAUGGAGCUUGACGCGCUUCGCAUGGCCUACGAUGAGAUUAAGAAGGGAGAGAACACCCAGCUGUUCAGAGAAGUUGUGCAGAAGAUUGAUGGGCGAUUGGGGCCCAAUUACGGCAUCGACGUGGCAUGGUGUGAGGCGGUAGAUCGAAGGGCAGAGCAGAGGAAGGAUAAGCUCGAAAAUGAGCUCAAUGCCUACAAGACAAACUUGAUCAAAGAAAGCAUAAGAAUGGGAUACAAUGAUUUUGGAGAUUUUUACUAUGCUCACGGUCAACUUGGUGAUGCUUUUAAAAAUUAUGUUCGUACCCGAGAUUAUUGCACAACUUCAAAGCACAUUAUUCAUAUGUGCAUGAGUGCCAUUCUGGUUAGCAUUGAGAUGGGUCAAUUUACUCACGUCACAAGCUAUGUUGGUAAGGCAGAACAGACACCAGAGGCCCUUGACCAGGUUACAGCUGCAAAGUUACGUUGUGCUGCAGGAUUGGCAAAUCUGGAGGCCAAAAAGUACAAGCUGGCUGCUCGAAAGUUUCUUGAAACGGCCCCAGAACUGGGAAGCCACUACAAUGACGUGAUUGCACCUCAAGAUGUUGCAACGUAUGGUGGACUUUGUGCACUUGCAACAUUUGAUAGGGCAGAGUUAAAGACCAAAGUUAUAGACAAUCCUGUUUUCCGGAAUUUCUUAGAGUUGGUACCUGAAGUAAGGGAGUUGAUAAACGAUUUUUACUCAAGCCACUAUGCAUCCUGUCUGGAAUACCUUGGAAACCUAACAAAUCUGUUGCUUGAUAUACAUUUGCAUGACCAUGUAGAGACACUUUAUGAUCAAAUCCGCCACAAAGCCCUCAUCCAGUACACACAUCCUUUUGUGUCUGUUGAUUUACGCAUGAUGGCUAAUGCAUUCAAGACAACUAUUGCGGGACUUGAGAAAGAACUUGAAGCUUUGAUUACUGACAACCAGAUACAGGCUCGAAUUGAUUCACACAACAAAAUUCUGUAUGCACGGCAUGCAGAUCAAAGAAAUGCCACUUUCCAAAGUCUGGAGGCUGGAGGGGACUUUGAUCGGGAUGUCAGGUCCAUGCUGCUGAGAUCAAAUCUUAUCAAGCAUGAUUACAAUCUCAAGGCGUCAAGGAAACUUUGAUUUUGGAUUGGAUGAUGGUGGGACUGACGUUGCUAUUACAUACACUCAAGAGACAUUGGUAGAGCUAUAUAAUAGAGAAGAGUUCCAGGCUGAAGUUCCAUAAAUAUUGCCUUGAUUUAUGGUGGGCUGUUAAACAUUUCUUGCAUCAUUUAACGGAUAAACUAUGGCUGCUAUUUUGUAUAUACUUUGUACGAUUCGAAUGAAUUAUUCAGAAGCUCAUUUACUUUAUGGUUA
This is a messenger RNA of Prosopis cineraria, 1767 nucleotides long. Its product is annotated as COP9 signalosome complex subunit 1-like. The record is from RefSeq and is a predicted model, not a curated record. Lineage: Eukaryota; Viridiplantae; Streptophyta; Magnoliopsida; Fabales; Fabaceae. Gene Ontology annotation, cellular component: COP9 signalosome.